Molecule: messenger RNA, 1110 nt
Organism: Aspergillus versicolor CBS 583.65
Lineage: Eukaryota; Fungi; Ascomycota; Eurotiomycetes; Eurotiales; Aspergillaceae
Exons: 1
Coding region: 1-1110 (369 amino acids)
Source: RefSeq, a predicted model, not a curated record
AUGCAUACCUCAACUCUUAUCUACUUGUCCCUUGCUCUCACAUCCAACGCCUUUCCUCUGGCUCGUCGGUCUUCAUCUGCCACAGCCCAGCCCUCUACAUACCAGCGUCGAAGUGCAGAUUACGAUGUUGUGAACGUUGGAGGUGCUCCGGGCGCUCCCCAGCCUGCAGAAACGGUCAUCGAAACCGUGACUGCUCCGGGUGCUCCUCCGCAGACUGUGACUGUUUCUGUGCCUCAAACCCCCACUUACUCGCCUACCUCCUCGGUACCAUGGGGCAGUAGCUCUUCUGCGUACCCAACAUCAGCACCUAGCUUGUUUGCGCGCAACUGGGAGAGCACUUCAUCCCCGGUGAGCAGCUCUUCAAGCUUCCUGUAUGCGCGCAACUGGGAAAGCACUUCAUCGCCAGCCAGCUCCUCAGCGUAUCCCACUGGUACNUUAUAUGCACGCAACUGGGAGAGCACUUCAUCCCCGGUGAGCAGCUCUUCAAGCUUCCUGUAUGCGCGCAACUGGGAAAGCACUUCAUCGCCAGCCAGCUCCUCAGCGUAUCCCACUGGUACCUUAUAUGCGCGCAACUGGGAGAGUACCUCAUCCCCGGUCAGCUCUUCUGCGUACCCUACAUCAGCCUCUAGCAACCUAUAUGCGCGGGCUUUGGAGAGUAGCUCCUACCCAGCCAGCAGCUCUUCUAGCUUAUAUGCGCGCAACUUGGAGGGCACUUCAUCUCCGGCUAGCUCUUCUGCCUACGCAACUGCGACUCCUGUCCCUGCCUACAUUGCGCGCGGCUUUGAGACUACAUACCCUGCUUCCAGUUCUUCUGCCUCCUUGUUUGCGCGCGCCUGGGAAACUUCCAGCACAUACCCGGCUAGCAGCUCUUCCGCCUACGCAACUACGACUGCUGCCCCUUCUGGCUUUAAGCUUGCACGCGCCUUGGAGAGCACCAGCACCUUACCCGUCAGCAGCUCUUCUGUCUCUUUAGUUCCCAGUGAGACGGCAGUUCCUUCUGGGUUCACAGCCAUGGACAGACUCGCACGUGCCCUGGGAAAUUCCAUGAACGUUCACCGACGAGCCCAUGAUGGGGACGCUGCCUUGGCUUACGCUCAGCUAGGUGCUUAA